Molecule: messenger RNA, 2086 nt
Organism: Dermatophagoides pteronyssinus (European house dust mite)
Lineage: Eukaryota; Metazoa; Arthropoda; Arachnida; Sarcoptiformes; Pyroglyphidae
Product: transmembrane protein 87A
Biological process (GO): retrograde transport, endosome to Golgi
Cellular component (GO): Golgi apparatus; membrane
Source: RefSeq, a predicted model, not a curated record
CAAUAGUAAUGUUGUGUGUGUGUGUGUGUGUGUGUGUCGAAUAUCAAUAUUCUUCUUUUUCAUUCCAACAAGAAUUACCUAAAAUAAUUUUUUUUUGUUUACAUUUUUGUUUUCUGGAGAUAAAAAAGUAACAAUGUUACUUUGAAAAAUCAUUUUUUAAAUAUGUUUUUCAAAAUAAUCGUUGUUGUUGUUGUGUUCAUCAUCAAUGUUUUUUGUUCAAUGGUGGUAUCGGCUUUUCCCGGUCAUUCUAAAUGGUCAUUUACAGUGAAUAAUGAAGGAAAUUGCCAUUUUUUCAAUGCACAUAGUGCACUAUUUGCCAAUUCUACCAUACAUAUGCAAAUUUCUUGUGAUAUGCCAAUUUCAUCAAGGGAUCAAAAUAAAAUCAAUGUUGGUCUAGUUGUACGAUCAUCACCUUGUUUUGAAGAAUAUUUUGGUUCCGAAUAUUGGGUGAUGGCCGAUUAUUUUAGCUGGUAUUAUCAUUGUCCACAAUCAUUAUUUGGUGAUUAUGGUUAUAAAAAUGUUACCUAUUUCAAAACGGAUGAGCUUAAAUUUGAUUGUAAUCAUUUGGUUGAUUUAAAAUCAUUAAUCGAUAAUGGAAAAUUCCUAACUGAAUCGGUUGAUUCAACAAAUAGUCGUUCAUGUCAAUCGGAUGAUAAAUUAUGUGAUAGUUCUUCAACAAUUCGACAUAUUUCCGAAUCGGCCAACACACAUCAAAUUAAAAAUGGCCAUUCAAUUACCGUUCCAUAUGAUGGAAAUUAUUUAUUAAUACUUUUUAUACGUUUUGACAAUUCUGAUGACGACGAUGAUCAACAAUAUCGCUCCAAUCUGACCGUUGAUAUAAAUUUUGAAUCAAAUUCUGGUCAAUAUCUAUCGGCCGUGGAUUAUCCACUGCUAAAGUUUUAUGGUUUCAUGUCAUGUUUAUAUUUUAUAUUUGCUCUAACAUGGUUUAUUGUUUCAUUAAUUCGUUGGCAAGAAUUGCUAAAAAUUCAAUUCUUCAUUGCUGCAAUAAUAUUUUUAGGAAUGGUUGAAAAAGCUAUAUUUUUUGGUGUUUAUCAAUCAGUAAAUCGGACUGGAAUUUUAAAUCAUAAUAUUUUCUAUUUGGCUGAAUUAUUUUCCUGUAUAAAACGUACAUUGGCACGUGUACUUCUCAUUAUUGUUUCAAGCGGUUUUGAAAUCAUUCGACCACAUCUUGGUUCAAAUCGUAAUAAAAUUAUUACAAUCGGUUUAUUUUAUUUUAUUUUAGGAACAUUUGAUUCAACUAUAAGAAUUUUCAAGCCUAAAAAUGAUUUAACAAAUGGAAAUCUAUUUUCCGAAAUACCAUUAUCAUUAUUAGAUAGUAUUAUAAGCUGGUGGAUAUUCAGUAAUCUUGUACAGACAACAAAAAUACUUCGUCUACGACGUAAUUGUAUUAAACUUGAUCUAUUUAAUUAUCUUACAAAUGUACUAGUCUUUUCUGUUCUGGCAUCGGUUGCCUUUAUGAUUUGGCAAAUUCAUAAUCAUAAACUUACAUCAUGUUUAUCAACAUGGAAAUAUUUAUGGAUCGAUGAAGCUUAUUGGCAUAUACUGUUCUCGAUAAUUUUGGUUGCGAUCAUGAUUUUAUGGAGACCUUCGAAUAAUAAUCAACGCUAUGCAUUUACUUCACUUUUAAUGGAUGAAAGUCAAGAAGAAUUGAUUAAUAAAAAUCAAUCAAAUAUUAUGAUUGAAAAUUCAACAAAUGGAGAAAUGAAAAUGAGAUUUCAUAAAUCAAGUAAUAAUCAUCAUAAUGAUGAAACCGAAGAUAUUAUUAGCCAAGAAACGGCUGAUCAUUUAAAAUGGAUUGAAAAUAAUAUUCAAACAACAACAUUGAUUGAUGCGUCUAUGCCGUCUCUUAUGGAUUCGGAUGAAGAACUAAUCAACACCAAGUUUGAAAUGAGUAAAAUUCAAUGAAACAAAAAGAUUGAUUGCCUGAUCAAUCAUGACUGCUGAUCAUCAAUGGUGGUGUCAUAUUUUUUUGGAUAUUUUUGAAAAUUUUUUUUUUGUUUUCUAAUCAUCUUUAUCAUCAUCAUAAUCAUCAUCGUAAAUAAAUAUCGUUACUUUUUUGUGUUGA